AUGUUCUCUCCUUAUUCGCAGCCAUUUCGUCGGAUGCAUGUAAGGGCUUUAUCAUACACGACUAUACCGAGACUUGUGGCGCGUGCCUUCAAGGUGCCUAUUGCUGGUGCAACAGUUGGGGCUGGAGCUCUGGGCUAUGCAAACUACAAGUUUGAAGAGCUUAAGAGGACUACAAGCGGCUGGAUGACCACCGUCCAGGAGACAGCAACGGACGUAUUUGACUCUGCAUCGGAUGGUCUAAAGGCUGCACAAUCACGACUAUCGGACGUUCAUUUUCCGGAUGUAGAAGCGCCUCAGUUUCUAAAGGACCUGUUUUCUUCUCGAGAAAAGGCAAGCGGUGAAGAUUCUGGACGAAAUAAGGGCGAGAAUGGCGGUCAAUCGGGUGGCAAGCCCCCUGAUGGUGAAGAUGCCGCAGUUGCGGCUCUCGCGGCUGCUACUCUUGCAGCCCCGUCAUAUUCAUCCGAGGGCGAGGAUGAGAAAGGAGAAGCGGUGAUCGGACCAAAUGAGCUCAUGCAUCUGACAAAGAAACUCAUUGGAAUACGGACUAUGUUACUUGAAAUCGACCAGAACGACGCGUUGAAACUACCGAGUAUUGUGGUCAUCGGUUCUCAGAGCUCUGGUAAGAGUUCGGUUUUAGAGGCGAUUGUUGGUCAUGAAUUUCUUCCCAAGGGAAACAAUAUGGUGACUCGACGGCCGAUUGAGUUGACUCUGGUACAUACGCCUGCCAAACCUGGAAGUACACAACCGCAGGAAUACGGCGAGUUCCCUUCAUUAGGUCUUGGGAAAAUCACGGACUUCACUCAGAUCCAAAAAACUCUGACGGACCUCAAUCUCGCCGUUCCUGCAAGCGAAUGUGUCUCGAAUGACCCUAUCGACCUUCGUAUCUACAGUCCAAACGUACCAGAUUUGACCAUGAUCGACCUACCGGGAUACAUCCAAAUUUCGUCGAUGGACCAACCGGAGACGCUAAAAGAGCAGAUCGCUGCACUCUGUGAUCGUUACAUCCGCGAGCCGAACAUCAUUCUCGCUGUUUGUGCAGCAGAUGUCGAUCUAGCUAACUCACCAGCUCUCCGGGCUAGUCGUAAGGUUGAUCCUCUGGGGAUGCGGACAAUCGGAGUGAUCACGAAGAUGGACUUAGUAUCACCAGAACAGGGUAUAGACAUCUUGUCUGGGAAUAGAUACCCUCUUCAUCUUGGUUAUGUUGGCGUCGUUUGCAAAUCUACGGGAAAGAGACUUGGGAAGGAGACGACGGGUGAACUGGUCAAACGAGUAGAAAAUGAUUACUUCAGCCAGCACAAGGAAUAUUUCAAGAAUUCGGCUAUAAUGACUAGCACGUCUACGCUCCGGAGACGCCUCAUGGAAGUCUUGGAAUCGUCCAUGGCUUCGUCACUUCAUGGCAUUACCAACCAAGUGCAACUAGAACUCGAGGAGGCAACUUACCAGUUCAAAGUGCAAUACAACGAUCGCCGAAUCACAGCGGAGUCGUAUGUCGCCGAGACCGUCGAUACGUUAAAGGCACGCUUCCGAGAGUACACUUCGCAAUUCACACGUUCCCAACUUCGUGCAAAGCUCAAGGAGCUGCUGAACGACAAAGUGAUGGACAUCAUGGAGCAACUUUAUUGGUCUGAUAACAGAGCCAGGGAGCUGAACGCUCUUGCUGCAGACUCGAAGGUCAAACCAGAGGAAGUAGAGCCUUACUGGCGAUAUAAGCUCGAUGCCGCUAGCUCGUUGUUGACUAAAUCUGGUGUUGGACGCGACACAACUCUGCUUGUGGCAGACGGCCUCCGCGCACUCAUCGACUCGAUAGCUUCUGGUGAACCGUUCUCGCAUCAUCCACGAGCUGCAGAGCGGAUCGUAGCUUUCAGCCAUGCCAUCCUACGCGACCGCAUCGGUGUAACCGCCGACCAAGUUGAAAACUGCAUAAAACCAUACAAGUAUGAAGUCGAAGUUGACGAACGCGAAUGGGAGCUCGGACGGUCCAAAUCAGUGGAAGUGAUUGAGAAGGAGAUUGGCAUGUGUGAGGGGAAGCUGAAGGAGAUCCGACAACGUGUUGGUGGGAGUCGACGAUUGAAUAACUUGAUGGGUUAUGUCAGAGUUAUUGAAGAGAAGGAGAAUGAGAGGAAGAAGCAGAGGCUUAUCGCGCAAGCGCAGGAUGAGGAGGCUCCUCUUCCUGAGCCUGAAGAGAUUCACUAUAGAUAUAGUCCCGGUCAAAUGCUCGAUGCUAAGCACGCCCAAUCUUAUGUCGACCGAAUCGGCAUCCUCAAGCUUCGCCUCUCGACUCUGAAGUCGAAACGCUGCAAGGGUGGUCCGAACAACGAUGUACUCUGUCCUGAGGCAUUCUUGGACGUUGUAGCCGAGAAGCUCGCAUACACGUCUGCUCUGUUUAUCAGUAUCGAACUUCUUGACCAUUUCUUCUACCAAUUCCCACGAGAAAUUGAUUCACGACUAAUUUACGACCUUGACCGCAAGGAGAUUGUCGCGUUCGCGAAGGAGAACCCUGCAAUUCGUAAGCAUCUCGAGCUGCAAGAUCGUAAAGAUAAGCUCGAAGAGGUUAUGAAGCAACUAAAUAGUCUCACGCAUCUUCGUAAAGACGCUCAACCGACUCCUCGGCGAACAAAAGGUCUCUUUGGAAACAUGUUCUGA
Messenger RNA from Fomitiporia mediterranea MF3/22, 2643 nucleotides. RefSeq lists its product as uncharacterized. Bases 1 to 2643 code for a protein of 880 amino acids. Gene Ontology annotation, molecular function: GTP binding; GTPase activity; microtubule binding. The record is from RefSeq and is a predicted model, not a curated record. Gene Ontology annotation, cellular component: cytoplasm; membrane; microtubule. The transcript is spliced from 6 exons. NCBI's taxonomy places the organism in Eukaryota, Fungi, Basidiomycota, Agaricomycetes, Hymenochaetales, Hymenochaetaceae.